UCUGAGUUAGAAGAACUGAGGGAGCCACCAACGUGUUGUGACCAUGAAAAAGGGUCAUGCAAUCCUAGAAUGCAUCCAGCAAGCUGAAUAAAGUUACUUUUGGUAAAGAGGCUUCUUCCAUGGCAUGAAUCCUCACUUGCUUCCAGGAUCCAAAGCUUAAAGAAGAAAAAGCCUGAGGGUCAGGACACUUAAAGGAGUAAAGAAGUGAUUUAAGUUCCUGUGAGGAACAGAAUUAUCUACUUACAUUAUACAGUGCUGUUUUAGAAAACUAGCCUCUAACCAAGAAUAAAAAUUAUUGUCAGAAUAAUAUGCGAACAGAUCAUGAAGAACUCUGUGGCACCAGUUAUGGACCUUUUUGCCUAAAUGGCGGGAUUUGUUAUAUGAUCCCUACUGUAUCCAGUCCGUUUUGCAGGUGUAUUGAGAACUAUACAGGAGCCCGUUGUGAAGAAGUUUUGCUACCUAGUCUCAAGACCCAAAUUAAAAGUGAACGCUUUGCAGCUUUCUUGGCUUCGGUUGUUGUUCUAGGAAUUCUUGUAAUUGGAGCAUUCUACUUCCUUUGCAGGAAGGCCCACAUUCGAAGGGCCAGCUCAACAGAGCGUGGUGCCAGCCUGGUUGAGAUUACCAGCAGCAAUGGCUGCAACAAGAUAACAGAAUAAAGCAAUAAAACAGGAACCAUGGGAGAGCAACGUGCAGAGGAACCAUAACAUAACAAGUGCUGUGGAGGGUCUGGUAAC
Molecule: messenger RNA, 734 nt
Organism: Chelonoidis abingdonii (Abingdon island giant tortoise)
Lineage: Eukaryota; Metazoa; Chordata; Testudines; Testudinidae
Gene: NRG4
Product: neuregulin 4
Biological process (GO): positive regulation of mitotic nuclear division; positive regulation of cell population proliferation; epidermal growth factor receptor signaling pathway
Molecular function (GO): growth factor activity; epidermal growth factor receptor binding
Source: RefSeq, a predicted model, not a curated record